CCCAACACGAUGGAGAUGAUGUCGUGCGGCAUUGUCCCAGAGCUUCUUGAUCGAUCAAAUCGAGCUUGAUGACAAUUCAUCACCAUGGGAGACACCAUGCCUGAAUCCGACUCUCAGAAAGGCAGUGACGCCUUUCGCGACUUCUCCAAGCCUGCUACAUUCGACCUUCGAAGACAAAAGCCUGACAAGACCGUCGACAUUGGACUGGAUGGCGUCUCACUUUCUCUUGAUGCCUGUGGGAGGAGUAUGUUACAGUGGAUACAAGGAGACAGGCCUGGAUUAGGACUCAGCUUUCGGUCCAAUCCCUCUCAUGUUUCUAUCAACAUCCCGAAUGCUAAUGUCGCAACUUUUCAAUUCACCCUAGAAGAUGACGUUCAGGUGUCACUCCAAGUCGACAUUCUCGAAGGCGGUGACAUCUUUCAAAGAACAACUAUAACAAAUCACAGAACUAGUGCAUACACACUGGCAUGCGACGUGAACCUCUGCGUGAGCCUCAACCGCGCAUCCUACGGACAACUCACGGAAGGCGGACCAAUUGCACUCCCUAAGUCUCGAAAUACCUUCUCGCUUACGCGUCAGGACUUUGUGAAAAUAACCAAUGCAGAGCUCGGUGCUCAGCUGACGGGCGAAAUGGGCCGCGUAAUUGAACUGGAUGGAGAUCUCGUUAGCGUGGAGUGGCCUUCGAGCGAUCAAGAAGCUAUCGAUGCUCCACUUGAUCUGAACAUCCCAUUUCAAUUCCGUCUCAAACCCAGCGGCCGGGUCUCCAUUGAAAACAGGUUCCGCCUGAGAGCGAUUGUAGACGCCAAUCAAAUCCCAUCUUACAGCUUCGAUGAAACAUGGGGAAAAACCCUUGAUCCAGAAAGCGACUGUCUGAGGCAGAGCUAUGAUCAAACGGCUUGUCAAAAGUAUUCAUGGCUACAUCCAUCCACCGUAACAACCUACAUCCUUCGCCGUAAUGUCGAGUACAUCCUCGCGAACUGCACCAUCCCCGUGGGCUCGACAACCACAGAUAACUACUGGCAACUCCGUCUCCUCUACAGCACACACAACCAUGCCCCCCUCCUCCUUCACUCCUCCAGCAUCCCAUCCUACACCUCCCAUAUCCUCAAGAUCGCAAAAGGCCACCUAACCUGGGUCUUCCGCACCGCCCAACGCCCCAACACCUAUUGGCACCGUUCCUACCUCGUGACAGGUACACCGAAAGACGCGGCGGUCUUCCAGCUCGACCAGCAGUGCUACCCCCUCCUCGAGUUGUGCGACUUCGCAGACACGUUCGCCUCGGAGGCGGCCUUCGCGCGGGAAAUCCUGGAAUUCGGGGUGGUGGAAGAGAUUAUUGAGCUGCUGCGGGAAAAGAGAGAUAUGGAGACGGGUCUCUGGCCAACCGACGAAACGCCCGCCGACGACGCAGUCACGCACCCGUUCCACUUCAGCUCGCACGUGCUUCUGUGGCGCACGCUCACGCGCCUGGCACACCUUUACACGCUCUUAUACAGCGCAUCCCACCCCUGCAUAUCCCCUCUCACAGUCCUGGCAGACGCCCUGCGCACCGCCACACUCGCGCACUUCACCAUCCCCUACCCCCAUGCCGGGGAGGGGGAGAGCAUGUUCGCAUACCUCACAGACGGAAAGGGAAACCACACCCUCUACCACGACGCAAACGACCUCCCCACCCUCUUCGCCCUCCCCUGGUCCUUCCUCUCCACCCCCUCGCAACACGCAGCCUACCACGCCACCCUCUCUUUCGCCUUCUCGCCCGCCAACAGCGCCGGCUACGUGGUCGACCAACCCUAUCCCGGGCUCGGCAGCGUGCAUUCGCCCGGCGCGUGGGUGCUAGGCUACUUCCAAGAAGCCGCGUAUGCGGCGAUGGUGGGAAAUGACGUGGGGUUGAAGAGGGCGUGGGCGAAGGUGAAGGCGGCGAUGCAGUGGGAUGGGACGUUUGGGGAGGCGGUGGAUGCGCGGACCGGGAGGGUAACGAGUAAGGCGUGGUUUAGCUGGCCGGGAGCUAUGGUUGGAGCAUUGGUGGUUCAAUUGCGGGCGGAGGCAAGGGAGGGGGUGCUGUUGGGCGAGGGAUUGUGAAGGGGGUUGGUGGGUGGCUAGGACCUGAAUAGACUGUGUAAGUGGGAACGGAAACA
Messenger RNA from Paraphaeosphaeria sporulosa, 2132 nucleotides. RefSeq lists its product as uncharacterized. Bases 85 to 2076 code for a protein of 663 amino acids. Lineage: Eukaryota; Fungi; Ascomycota; Dothideomycetes; Pleosporales; Didymosphaeriaceae. Gene Ontology annotation, biological process: carbohydrate metabolic process. The transcript has 3 exons. The record is from RefSeq and is a predicted model, not a curated record.